CGUCAAUUCACCUCUCUCUCUCUUUCUCCCACCCUGGAGAAAUGCGGCGUUUUCGAGCUGUUGUAUGCCUAACUUUGAUUUUAAUGUUGUUAUCGUGCCUUAUUAUACUAUACCAUUGGCAAUCAUUUAAUAACAUGGGUUCUCCUUCAGAAAUUGAUUUAAAACUUGCCCGGUUCAUUACUAACGAAUUAUCUCGGCUUUUAAGUCCAGAUAUACCAGCUGUUGAAGAUGUCGGUGAGAUGGUAAUGAACACUUGGUUUAAGCAAGAAAAGGAAUUCUGUAGAAAAGUUUUUGACGGCACUCAUCGUCUGUUCCAGAAUGAAGCGUGUCGAAAAGGCUGUUUAACCCCAAAUAAACCAGAAAGCCGGCGAAAUGUGAUCAUUAUACCGUAUCGAAAUCGUUCGGAACAUUUAAUGGAAUUAAUCCCACGCUUAGGUGAACUGCUUACAAAACAGAACAUUUGUUACCUGAUAGUUGUUGCUGAACAGGCUGAUCAACAACCGUUUAACAAAGGCAUUAUAAUGAACGCUGGAUUUGUUGAAGCGCUGAACUGGAUACCAUUCCACUGUGCAAUAUUUCAUGAUGUCGACCUCCUACCAUUGAACAAUGAAGUUCCGUAUACCUGUUCAAUUUAUCCUAGACAUAUAAGUCUGUGUGUGGAUAAAUUUCAAAACAGAUUACCUUAUAUUGAAUUAAUCGGUGGUGUCUUAUCAAUCCCAUUGAAGAUAUUUCUUCGAGUCAAUGGAUAUUCCAACCUUUUCUGGGGUUGGGGUGCUGAAGAUGAUGACAUGUAUGAAAGGCUUAUGCUAAAUGGAGUUCCUGUCACGCGUCCUGAUCCAGAUGUCGCUCAGUUCACUAUGCUCAAACACAAUCCAAGUCCAGCAUUUCAUGUGGCUCUAAGAACACAAAUUUUAUCAUUCACAAAAGUUCGUUAUCGUCUUGACGGAAUUAACAGUUUGAAUUAUACACUUGUUGACUCGACUAUCAAAAUGUUUACUACAAGUACAAGUAAACGUACAACAAAUGAAAGCGAGAACAAGUCAGUUGACAGGCGUAUGCAUCAAGUUUUGCACCUGAAAAUUAAUGUUGGUGAACCACCGAUUCAUUUUGUUAAAACUAAGCCAACAUGAUGACGUAGUUUUUACAAAGACGAAUAUAUAU
Trichobilharzia szidati is the source of this 1161-nucleotide messenger RNA. The record is from the annotation of a GenBank genome assembly. Lineage: Eukaryota; Metazoa; Platyhelminthes; Trematoda; Strigeidida; Schistosomatidae.